This is a messenger RNA of Notothenia coriiceps (black rockcod), 4954 nucleotides long. RefSeq names its product inactive carboxypeptidase-like protein X2. The transcript has 22 exons. Bases 662 to 4468 code for a protein of 1268 amino acids. Gene Ontology annotation, biological process: regulation of DNA-templated transcription; peptide metabolic process; protein processing. NCBI's taxonomy places the organism in Eukaryota, Metazoa, Chordata, Actinopteri, Perciformes, Nototheniidae. The record is from RefSeq and is a predicted model, not a curated record. Gene Ontology annotation, molecular function: DNA-binding transcription repressor activity, RNA polymerase II-specific; RNA polymerase II transcription regulatory region sequence-specific DNA binding; zinc ion binding.
GUCGUAGCAGUCGCUCGUCUCUCCUGCUGCUCUGCUCUGUGUGAGUCUGCAGGGUUAAAGCUCUCUGUGAGGAAUUCAACAGGAGCUGCAGACGGAAAGAAAGAUCUGACUUCUUUCUUCAACCCAGGAGGUGCAAGCCCUGUAGUCUGAGGCCUCACCUGCCCUCCCUCAUCCUCCCCCCGCCGUCUCCUGUCUGAUCCCUGCACCUGUUCUGACUCGUCGUCAGCCAGGUGAGGGGGGAUCCUCUGGCCUUGCGCUGUUUUUGCAGCUGACCGUAGCUGUGGGGCAAUUAGGAAACCAGUCCAUUCAUUUGACUGGAUUGCUGCUUUGCUCUGUAUCUCUCUUUCUUUCUCUCUCUCUCGCUCUCUCUCUCUCUCUCUCUCUCUCUCUCUCUCUCUCUGUAUAACCCACCUCCCUGCAUAUCCCUACCCCCCUCCCACUCCAUCUCAGUCUAGCCCAGUCUGGUUGACAUUGUGUCUGUGUGAGGAGCUGCAGAAGUUUCCCUGCUGGAAUAAAAAGUGUGGAUCACAUUGCGAAGGACACAGGGGAAGGAAAGGUUGAGAAGGAAUUCUUCUGCUGGACGAGGUUGGAUUGAGGCGACUGAGAUUGAAUCGAAAAAAACUCCAAACCAAAGGAUUGUGCAUUUGGAAGAGCAGCAGGUAUGAAAAGCCAGACUGUGGUUGUGUCGGUGGCUCUGCUGGCCCUGUGCUGCCUGCUGAUCCCCAGAGGAGGGGAGAGUGCUGGGGGGAUCGUUUCUCUGCGGCAGGCUGAAGCAGAGAAGCAGGCUGGGGAUCAGCUGCAAGAUGAGCCCCUGGAAGACCCAGAGAGUGAGCAAGUACUCGCAGGGGACCUUCACCCACUGGGGAGCAGCAAAAGGGGAAAGAGAGACACAGAGGAGGCUGCACAGGCAGGUAUUUCUGGCAGGGUGAGGAGAGAGCCAGAAGAAGGUAAAAAGAAGAAGAAGGACAAGAAGAAGAAAAAAGAGCCGAAGGACCCCAACGCCACCAGAAAGCCCAAAACUGACAAGAAGGGAAAGAAGAAGGACAAAAAAAAAACAACAACAACUGAACCACCCACCACAACAGUGAUCCCUACUGAACCGCCCACUGAACCGUACACUGACUACGUCUAUCCUGAUGUUGACAAUGAAUACUGGAAACCAGAAGAUGACUACUGGGAUGCCGAUCCCACACCAGUCGGGCCUGAGCCUGAGGCUCCAGAAACAGAUUUUCCUUAUGAUGACUAUAAGCCGGAGGAAGAAGACCUGGCUGCUCCAUUAACAGAUCUUCCAUACGAUGACUAUAAGCCGGAGGAGGAAGACCCGGCUGCUCCAGUGACAGACGUCUACGAUGACUACUGGAAACCCGAGGAGGAAGAGCCGUCCACUGGGGCGCCUAAUGCUUACGAUGACUACUGGACCCCAGACGAUAAAGAACCAUACGUUCCUGUGACUGAUAAUUACGACACCUAUUGGAAAGAGGACCCAACGCCCCCCACCCCAGAGGUGGAUGGGAAAACUGAUGACUCCGACUACUGGGACAAAAAUUAUGAGGUGCCGGAGAAUCUUCCAUUCCCUGAUGGUAAAGAGGUCAGCCCUGAAAUCGAAGAAGAAAUUAUAGAGGAGCCCACAGCCACUCCUCCCGAUGAGGGGACAUGGUAUGAUGAUUACGACGAAUACGGAAAUAGCAGGAAAGGAGCAGAGACUGAUGACAAAUGGAUGGAGAAGGAGAAAGAAAGAGCGGCAAAAGAAAGAGCAAGGGAAGAGAAAGAGAGAGCGGAGAAACUGAAGGAGGCCGAGGAGCGAGCCAGGAACAGACCCCGCGUCUUCAAAGAGCCAAAGAAGUGCCCUCCCCUGGGGAUGGAGUCCCACAGGGUCGAGUCGGACCAGCUCACAGCCUCCUCCAUGUCUCAGUAUAUCUUUGCACCUCAGAGGGCGCGACUCAACAUGCAGGGCUCAGAUGAUGAAGACGACAUGAGAGGAGGAGCGUGGUGUGCAAACCAGGAGGAUAAGAUCCACUGGUUUGAGAUUGAUGCUCGCAGAGAGACGGAGUUCACGGGAGUCAUAACCCAAGGACGAGACUCUAUGAACGCGAGUGACUACGUGUUGUCCUACUUCCUGGCUUUCAGCAAUGACAGCAGAGAGUGGACCACCAUCCAUGAUGGGUACACUGACUGGUUGUUUUUUGGAAACAGUGAUAAAGACACUCCGGUGAUGAAUCAGCUGGCAGAGCCUGUGCUGGCUCGCUACAUCAGAAUCAUCCCUCAGAGCUGGAACGGCUCCCUCUGCAUGAGGCUGGAGGUCCUCGGCUGCCCACGGCCCGAUCCAGUGGAUGUUCAGUACAGGCAGAAUGAAGUGACUCCAGUGGAUUACCUACAGUUCAGACAUCACAGCUACUCAGAGAUGGUUGAAGUCAUGAAGUCGGUGAAUUCAGAGUGUCCCAACAUCACCAGCGUCUACAGCCUGGGCCGCAGCUCCAAGGGACUCGAUAUCAUGGCCAUCAUCAUCUCCAGCAACCCCACAGAGCACGAAAUAGGUGAGCCAGAGCUGCGCUUCACGGCCGGUCUUCACGGAAACGAGGCAGUGGGCCGGGAGAUGCUGCUGCUCCUCAUGCAGUACCUGUGCAAAGAGUACAAAGACAGAAACCCCAGAGUGCAGCGUCUGGUGGAGGGAAUACGCAUCCACCUGGUGCCCUCGCUCAACCCCGACGGACACAUGGAAGCUUUUGAAGCGGGAUCAGAGCUGAGUGGAUGGACCACGGGACAUUUCACUGAUGACGGCUUUGACAUCUUCCAGAACUUCCCCGAACUUAAUAGUAUCCUGUGGGAUGCUGAUGAUAAGGGACUUGUGCCAAAACUCACUCCCAAUCACCACGUGCCCAUACCCGACAACUACGAGACCAACAGCUCGUUUGCUGUGGAAACCAAAGCGGUAAUCUCCUGGAUGAAUAGCUAUCCAUUUGUGUUAGGUGCAAACUUCCAGGGUGGGGAGUCAAUUGUAGCCUACCCUUAUGACAGCUUACGUCUCAACAAGCCUGCAGAGAGCCAGAAACCCCACAGCCGCAAGAAGAGACAGUAUGAAGAGGAAGGUUUUGAUGGGACAGAGUGGGGAAGGGGCUACCACACAGAGCCGGAGGAAGACAGGGGAUCAAGAGGACAUUCAGAGCCAGAAGAGGAGGAGAGGGGAUACGACCACAACCAAGGUUACGAACAUGGCUACGAUCAAAACCAAGGAUAUGACCGUGGGUAUGAACACAACCAGGGAUACGACCGUGGAUACGACCGUGCAUAUGACCGUGGAUAUGACCGUGGAUACGACCGAAACCAAGGAUACGAACAUGGCUACGACCAAAACCAAGGUUACGACCGAAACCAAGGUUACGACCAAAACCAAGGUUACGACCAAAACCAAGGUUACGAACAAAACCAAGGUUACGAACAAAACCAAGGUUAUGAGAGAAGAGAGGAGGAAGAGGAUGAUCGUGGAAGAGGUGCCGGUAACCAGUACGGGGAGCCUGAAGAUGAGCCUCGGAUGAUCCCAGACGAGUCCCUCUUCAGGUGGCUGGCUGUGUCCUACGCCUCCACUCACCUGACCAUGACGCACAACUACCAGGGCUCCUGCCACGGAGACAACGCCGCGGGGACGCACGGCAUCGUCAACCGGGCCAAAUGGAAGCCAAUCAAAGGAAGUAUGAAUGAUUUCAGCUACCUGCACACCAAUUGCUUUGAGCUUUCUAUAUUCCUGGGAUGUGAUAAGUUCCCUCAUCAGAAUGAGUUGGUGUAUGAGUGGGAGAAGAACAGAGAAGCAAUGCUCAUCUUCAUGGAGCAGGUGCACCGUGGUAUCCGAGGCAUUGUGAAGGAUCAGCAGGGGAACCCCAUUUCGAACGCCACUGUGUCUGUAGAGGGAGUAAACCAUGAUGUCACGACAGCCCAAACAGGGGAUUACUGGCGGCUGCUCAACCCGGGGGAGUACCACGUGACGGCUCGAGCUGAGGGAUACUCCCCUGUGACUAAUCUCUGUGUGGUGGGGUAUCAGUCAGGGGCAACCGCCUGCAGCUUCAACCUGGCCAAGUCCAACUGGGACCGCAUCAAACAGAUCAUGGCCCUCAAUGGCAACAAGCCCAUUCGACUCAGCUAUGGCAACAACAAAGUGCAGUCACCGGCAGUUGGGAGUGGCAACAGACGUUUUGUAAACGGCAACAAUGGGGUUACAGCGAACUCGGGAGUCAUCGCCGAGCGGCAGAGGAGGCUCAAGAUAGCUCGCAUCCGUCGCCUUCGUCAACAGAGAUUACUGAAGUUAAGACCAAUGACGACGUUACCCCCGACAACAACCACAAUUCCCACAACGCCAGAGACAACCACUUUCUGGUACGACUCCUGGACCGUAGGGGAGGGACAGUCCUCCACGCUUGGCGGAUUCACAGACUCCAUCCUGGACUAUAACUAUGAAUACAAGAUCGAUGACUAUUAAUAUUAAUAUUACACACACACUUCAGUAAAUAUGCAUCUUUCCUCUCCUUCAAGUAGUUCUAAUUGCCAUGUUGUACUUUGAGCAGGAUGAUAAGGAAUCAAUGAGGAAUCCUGUCUUUGUGACAGACAAGCAAUGGGAAGGCACAGAAUAUUAACUAGUAAUUGUAUAAAGAUAGUGUAUCUAUAACAGAACGCCUCUUCACAGAUAUUGUUAUAGCAUUUUCAUUUUCAGUUCACACUGCAUUGUUCUAACUUGUUACUCAGUCUUUUUGCUUCAUGAAAAGAUGUUUAUUGUAGAUGCACAUUAAAAAAAAGUCUUGUUUUUUUUACUUCAGAGUUAUUUACACAUAUUUUUACAGUAUGAACAGUCACAAAAGGGUUCAAAGAGCUUACAGCGAUUCAGAGGAGGGAAAGGGUCUUUUGUCAUGUUGGCUCAGACGCAGCAAUAAAGUAGUUAUUUUUCAAAUAAAGGUUUGUUACUGUAAUA